AUGUCGGCUCAGUCACCACCUCGGAACGGGGCGAACCCCGAGCAAGAAUACAUCCAUCAAAUUGCCAUAGAGAUGUCUCGAUUGAUGAACUCUGUCAACGUCAAUGAUUUACUCGGAAGACGUGUAGUGGAGAUAGCAAGGGGUAAUAGAAGUGGAGAUGCUUUCCUGAAAGCCGUUUCGACAUUUGGUAAAUUUCCUGAAGAUGCAAUGUUAUCAUUACACACACGUAUACUAGCUCAACAGUCCAUUGUAUCUCAGUCGAAUGGUAGUAGUAAUGCCCGAAGAGGAUCAGACCAUUCACCUCCUAGGAUGUUAGGCGGAAGACCUAGUGGUGAAGUCGAAGGUAUGGAACAUGACGAAUCAGAUAGGUUGGCUCCUGAGCCAGUGAGAAAAGGUGGAUUGAGACGAGGCGGAGGCGAUGCUGUGGCAUUUCGAGCUCCCCCCACUGCUAAACCAUCGUUAUUGGGUUUGGAUAGAUUAGCAGCCGAGAAGAGAGCUGCCGCAGCUGCUGCUGAAGGAAGGAGCGAGCCACCAAGUAAACGGUCAAAGAGGGAUGCGGAAGACGAGCGAGACGACGGAUCAAGUGCUGGAGGUGUAUUCAAAGUCCCAUCGAUACCCGUAAAACGAGAACAUGCGAGAGUACGACCAGAUGAAACGCCUAGUCGAGGUACAGGUCUGUCAGACGAAGCGAAGAAGAGACUAGAGGCUUAUAGGAGUAAGAAGAAUGCCCCCACUACUUCGAUCACUGCAUCGUCAUCGGAUAAAGAUGGUAGAGAUAAACAGGGUGGUAUAGAUGAUUUCCAAUCGAGGUUGAACAGAGGAUCUUAUCGAGAUGAGAGGGAUAGAGAUAGAAGAGGUGGCGGAAGAAAUGAUGAUCGAGAUCGAGAUAGGGAUGGGGAAAGAAGGGAUGAUAGGGAUCGAGAUAGGAGGGAUGGACGUUCUGGGGAGAAGAGCUGGGGAGCAGCACCUACACCUCGGACAUCCCGUUCAGCUCGAGAUCUUGAGGGAGGAAGUAGCAUGCGGGUACCCAAUAGAGGGUGGGAUGAAACUCCCCGUGGUAGUCGUGACAGAGGACCAGGAGGAUGGGGUAAAGCAGAGAGUUCAAGAAGACCUCAGACUUGGGAUCAGACUCCUCGAUCGGGCAGAAAGGGCUCUCCGGAUGACGAAGGUGGUAUAGAACUAGAUGCGAAGGAGUGGGAAGAAGAACAAGUCAGGUUGGAUAGGGAUUGGUAUAGCUACGACGAUGAAGGCGCCGUGGCACCCGAUGAAGAACACAAUCCGUUCUCGCAGUGGGAGAAUCUCGAAAGAGAGAAGGAGAAGGAACUCGAAGCGAAAGCUGCUAAGCGUCAGACAGCCCGUCAAGCUCAAUUCAACGCGGACAAUGAUCUAUGGGAGACCAACCGAAUGCAAACGUCUGGAGUCAUGCAGCGUGGUGGUGUAGACAUGGAUUUUGAGGAUGACUCAGACUCCAAGGUGCAUGUCUUGGUACAUGACUUGAAACCCCCUUUCUUGGAUGGUACAGUUGCCUACACUAGACAAUUAGAGCCUAUCAAUCCUGUCAAAGACGGUACGAGUGAUAUGGCUCAGUUCUCCAAGAAGGGCAGUGCUUUAGUAAAAGAAAGGAGAGAACGACAGGAGAGGGAAAAGGCUGCUGCCAAAGCCGCUUCUAUAGCAGGAACGACACUGGGUAAUAUCUUGGGUGUCAAGGAUGAACCUAAUUUAGGUGAAGAAGGCCAGAAAGCCGGAGAUGGGGAAGGCGGUAACUACAAAGCCGAUUCUCAAUUUUCGAGUCACCUGCAGAAAUCGGAAGGUGUAUCGAAUUUCGCUAAGACACGUACAUUACGUGAACAAAGAGAAUAUCUACCUGCUUUCGCUGUAAGAGAGGAAUUGAUGGGCAUGAUCCGAGAUCAUCAAGUGCUCAUCGUGAUAGGAGAGACUGGAUCCGGUAAAACCACUCAAUUAGGUCAAUUCUUGUAUGAGGAUGGAUACUGCGCGAAUGGUAUGAUUGGCUGUACUCAGCCUCGACGGGUCGCCGCUAUGUCGGUGGCUAAGCGUGUCAGCGAAGAGAUGGAGUGUAAUUUAGGAGAAACGGUUGGUUAUGCGAUUCGAUUUGAGGAUUGUACUUCGAAAGAUACCAAGAUCAAAUUCAUGACGGAUGGUGUACUGCUACGAGAAUCUUUGAAUGAAGGAGAUCUAGACCGAUAUAGCGUGAUCAUAUUGGAUGAAGCGCACGAACGAUCACUCAGUACGGAUAUUCUGAUGGGUCUGUUGAGGAAGAUCCUGACAAGAAGACGGGAUCUGAAAUUGAUCGUUACUUCCGCUACUAUGAACGCUGACAAGUUCUCACGAUUCUUCGGGAACGCCGCGACAUAUACUAUUCCUGGACGAACUUUCCCAGUCGAGAUCUUCCAUUCGAAAUCACCUUGCGAGGACUACGUAGAUAGCGCCAUCAAGCAGGUCCUGCAGAUACAUCUUUCAAGUCCUCAGGGAGAUAUAUUGGUGUUCAUGACGGGUCAGGAAGAUAUCGAAUGCACAUGUCAAGUGAUAGAAGAGCGACUGGAGCAGCUGGACGAUCCCCCACCUUUGGCUGUGUUACCGAUCUAUUCGCAGAUGCCUGCUGACCUGCAAGCCAAGAUCUUUUCACCCACACCUGAUGGAAGGCGGAAAGUGGUUGUAGCGACGAACAUCGCUGAAACCUCUUUGACAGUUGACGGUAUUCUAUAUGUGGUUGAUGCUGGAUACUCGAAGCUCAAGGUAUAUAACCCGAAAGUCGGUAUGGACGCUCUUCAGAUUACCCCUAUCAGUCAGGCAAACGCGGGACAGAGAACAGGUCGAGCUGGACGUACUGGUGCUGGUUUCUGUUAUCGACUUUUCACCGAGACUGCCUAUCUGAACGAGCUUUUCCCGAACAAUAUCCCCGAGAUUCAGAGAACCAAUCUUGCCAAUACUGUGUUGUUGUUGAAAUCACUGGGAGUGAAAAAUCUACUCGAAUUUGAUUUCAUGGAUCCACCACCGCAAGAGAAUAUUCUGAACUCGAUGUAUCAACUUUGGUGUCUGGGCGCUUUGGACAAUGUCGGGGAUCUGACACCUCAAGGUCGGAAGAUGUCGGAUUUCCCCAUGGAACCUUCCUUAGCUAAGAUGUUGAUUGUCGCGACGGAAUACCAAUGUUCUUCGGAGAUGUUGACGAUUGUCUCAAUGUUAUCAGUCCCAUCGGUAUUCUACAGACCACCCCAACGAGCUGAAGAAAGUGAUGCAGCGAGAGAGAAGUUCUUCGUUCCUGAGAGUGAUCAUUUGACACUGCUCCAUGUGUAUACUCAGUGGAAAAGUAAUGGGUAUUCCGACGCAUGGUGCAUGAAACAUUUCUUACAUCCUAAACUGAUGAGGAAGGCACGUGAAGUCAGAGGUCAGUUGGAGGAUAUCAUGAAACAGCAAAAGAUGGAGAUACUAUCCGUAGGAACCGAUUGGGAUAUAGUCAGAAAAUGUAUUACUGCAGGAUAUUUCCAUCAAGCUGCCAGAGUCAAGGGUAUUGGAGAGUAUAUGAAUGUCAGGACUGGGUUGCCUUGUGUGUUACACCCUACCAGUGCCUUGUAUGGUCUUGGUUAUAUGCCGGAUUAUGUUGUUUACCAUGAAUUGGUCUUGACUUCGAAGCAAUAUAUGAUGUGUGUAACGUCGGUUGAUCCUUACUGGCUGGCCGAGUUGGGAAGCGUUUUCUUCUCCAUCCGAGAGAAAAACUUUGACGCCUUGGCUAGAGCAAGAGCCAAUCGGGAUUUCAGUAAGAAGACCGAGAUGGAAGCUGAGAUGGCUAAACAGAGAGAAGAAAUCGAACGCGCCAAAGCAGAGAAGAUACGACAAGAAGCCGUUUCAAGAACACCGAAGAUCGGAGGAAUGGGUGUCGCCUAUACACCUAGAAGUGCAGGUAUUGGAGCUGGAUCAAGAUCUUCGGCAACUCCCCGAAGACGAGCAGGAGGAAUUUGA
Messenger RNA from Kwoniella botswanensis, 3975 nucleotides. RefSeq lists its product as uncharacterized. NCBI's taxonomy places the organism in Eukaryota, Fungi, Basidiomycota, Tremellomycetes, Tremellales, Cryptococcaceae. The coding region runs from base 1 to 3975 and encodes 1324 amino acids. Gene Ontology annotation, cellular component: spliceosomal complex; intracellular anatomical structure. The record is from RefSeq and is a predicted model, not a curated record. Gene Ontology annotation, molecular function: RNA binding; 3'-5' RNA helicase activity; ATP binding. Gene Ontology annotation, biological process: mRNA splicing, via spliceosome. The transcript has 24 exons.